Molecule: messenger RNA, 198 nt
Organism: Exophiala aquamarina CBS 119918
Lineage: Eukaryota; Fungi; Ascomycota; Eurotiomycetes; Chaetothyriales; Herpotrichiellaceae
Exons: 1
Coding region: 1-198 (65 amino acids)
Source: RefSeq, a predicted model, not a curated record
AUGCCAUUGAUCCAAGACGACCCGAUUUAUCCCAAGCUGGCAAAACCAUCGUCAUCACGGGUGCUGGCCAAGGUAUUGGACGAGAAGUUGUCUAUGCGUUUGCCCAAGCUGGAGCCAUCACAAUCCAUAUCCUCGGACGUACUAAACAAAAGUUGGAAGAGACUAGAGACGUCUCCGAAAACUCUCACCACGGUUUGA